AUGAGCGCCGACAACGUCUUCGACCCCAUCGCGUUCGCGGUCCCGCACGCCAGCGCGGCUGUCAGCGCCAGCUUCCCCUCGACGCCGUUCUGGGUCCCGUCGCACGACUACCAUACCGCCGGCGAACCGUUCCGCAUCGUGCCCCCCGCGCAGCUGGCCAUCCCGGCCCCAACGCCCGGCCUGACGGUCCGCAAGCGGCGGGACAUUGUCGCGGACCCUAGCCACCCGGUCAACACGCUGCGCAUUGCGCUGUGCCAAGAACCGCGCGGCCACGCGGACAUGUACGGCGGCUUCAUUACCGCGCCCGACGACGGCGGCGCGCACUUUGGCGUGCUGUUCUGGCACAAGGACGGGUUCAGCACCGCGUGCGGGCACGGGACGAUCGCGCUCGGCUUCUGGGCCGUCGAGCGCGGCGUCGUUGCUGCCCCGCAGAAUGGCGAGGUCGACGUGCGUAUCGACGUGCCCUCUGGCCGCGUGACCGCGCGGGUGACCGUCAAGGACGGGCGGCCGGUCAGCGCCGACUUUGUCAACGUCCCGAGCUACCUCAUCGCCAAGGACGUGGACGUCGUGCUCGGCGCGAAGACGCUGCGCGUCGACAUUGCGUGGGGCGGCGCCGCGUACGCGUACGUCCAUGCGCCGGACACCGGGCUCGCCGUCGAGCCGCGCAACCACGACGCGUUUGUGCGCCUAGGGCGCGAGGUCAAGGCUGCCCUCGGCGCCCGGGGCCGGUGGGACGGGUACGAGCUGUACGGCGUGAGCUUUGUCGACGACGUCGGGAGCGCGGACGGCGCGGUGCGCGAGCGCAACGUCGUCAUCUACGGCGACGGCAACGUCGACCGUAGCCCGACCGGCUCGAGCACGGCCGCGCGCGUCGCGCUGCUCGUCGGUCGGGGACGCUUGGCGGUCGGAAAGGGCCGGCUCGAGAACGCCAGCAUCAUCGACACAAAGUUCACCGGCGUGGCUGAGGCCGAAGCUGCGAGCCAGACCGCGUUCCCCGCUGUCGUGCCGCGUGUUACGGGCCACGCGGGGCUCGUGGGCGAGUGUAGGUGGUAUAUUGAUGUGAAGGACGAGACGUUCCCCGGCUUCACGUUUAGGUAG
Molecule: messenger RNA, 1098 nt
Organism: Vanrija pseudolonga
Lineage: Eukaryota; Fungi; Basidiomycota; Tremellomycetes; Trichosporonales; Trichosporonaceae
Gene: lhpH
Product: Trans-3-hydroxy-L-proline dehydratase
Exons: 1
Coding region: 1-1098 (365 amino acids)
Molecular function (GO): hydro-lyase activity
Source: RefSeq, a predicted model, not a curated record